AUCGUACGCUCGACAUCCUCUGGUAGUUUGCUUUGUCACACUUGGCCCCUACAUGAGUACAGCUGUCAGUUAAUCGUAAUACUAAAUGUCCUCGUGCCCGCCGCGUGCGAUCUGACGCGCGUACGCCGAGGGCAUCGAUUCGGACCUGUAUCAUCCUCCGCCCCCUCCUCCUCAGAAGCAUUGCGCCAGGCAACCACACUGUCAGGUCUAACAGACGGGUCGGUCACGCGAAGGACACGUCAGCUUCAAUUAAACAUGGAUGGACCCAAAGCUCAAGCGAACAAAGCACCUUGCGGGCCCGCGGUCGUCUCGUUGCCAGACGACUCUGAUGUCGAGCUCAACCUGGUAUUGGACGGUCUCUUUGAACAUCUCGACCAAGUAGCAACGUUGCUUACGAAUGUCAUCGCGGCCUCUCCGAUGAGGAUGGGCAAGCUCAAGCAGCGUCGGGAAACCUUGCAUGAGCGGUUCUUGAAGCUUGAUAAAGCUAUUUCUAUGCUCAAGACUCUCCGAAAUCACUUCGUCCCGGCGAGUGCUCUGCCUUCCGAAAUCUGGCGCAGGAUCUUCCGCCUCGCGGUUGUCUCCCUGGACGAUGACGCGCUGAUGUCGGACUCGGACCCACCUGAAUCCGUAACAUUGCCGUUGUGUAUCCACGAAAGUAGCCGCACUGUUAUCACCACAGUCUGUCACUUUUGGCGUGACAUCUGCAUGACAAUACCGAGUCUGUGGAGUCAUAUCUCCGGACUUCCUACCAAGCUUCAGCAUGUCGUUCUCGAACGAUACCCCACUACACCCCUACGCAUCUAUCUCUGGCACAUGCUCUCUGAAAAUCUGCGGUUGCUUCAAUGCGCGCAGUCGUUGCGCCCGCGAUACACGGACCUCUGGUGGUACAACUGUGAUUACUCAGUCAUCUCUACACACGAGCAGCUCAACCUCCCUGCAAGAGACGUCAAUGUCCUAACACUGGCCUCGUACUCGCGCAUUCCAAUCCACCCGAAUUCAGGCUGCACGCUUUUUGGUAACGACACCCCCCACCUGCAGAGCGUGUCCCUAUUUGGUCUUGACUGGGUUCCUCUGAACCGCUUUGUCACAAUCACACAACUCCUGAUCCGCAAUUGCUCCUGGUCAAAUCCUUUCUCGACUAUCCUCGGUGUUCUCAGCGGAACCCCACAACUUGUGGAUCUCGUGAUCUCGGAGAUGACGGAUGGACAACCUGGGGAAGCCGCCGCAGAGAGCGAGGCGGCAGGCAAGAUUGUCCUGAAAGGCCUUCGACGGCUGGCGUUACGCGACAUCGGAGCUCAGGAUGUUGCUCAGCUGUUGUCCAGGCUCGAGCUCGGACCUCAGACCGUCAUCGUCAUGAACGAAUCGGACGUACUAGUAUCUGGUCACAUCGGCGUACUUCCCGAGGGUCUCUCACACUUUCCUCUGAUGAUGCCUACGCAGAUGCAACUCACCCUCUGCCACGGCGGCCAUUGCAUGGGUAGCCAGGAGCUGUCCUUUGUCGCCGUCAACCAGAAUGCCGGUGUCAUCUUGAGGGAAAGAAGAGUCGUACCUGUUGACAAAGGGUAUGACUUCCUCACCAGAAUCUUCCAACUCUCAUGUCUCCGAGAUCUUUGGUACCUGGAGACAUGCUACCACCUCCCUGGGAACACACCGUGGCCAUCGCGAGCAUGGUCAUCCAUAUUGCCGGAGUUAAUAGCAGUGGAGAAUCUGUGGAUAUUCGAUUCCAGCCUCCCUCACAUCCGCCACUCCCUCGACGACAUCGAUUGGCGCGCAGAGGCAACGCCCAUUUGUCCUCAGCUGGCGAGGAUAACCAUCCUUUUAUCCUGGAGGUCUGCGCCUGUCGACGAGGUCAUGGCGCACCUCAUCGCCAUACAAAAGCGACUGGGGUUCCGCUACCUCACAGUCGGCUAUCUCCCGCAGUACGCAGAGGCGACGCGCUGUCGGAGUGACGGAGAUCCCCACUUUGACUCGGUGGAAUACGUCCAUUUUGACACGAUGCCGCCGAUCGUGCCCCCAUGGCCUGAUUUGUCCCUGCUCCCCGACCUGCCCCGCGCGUGUUGGCCAUCAAUCCAGGAUGAGACGAGUCAAAUACCACCCUUUGUCAGGUUGUACUAGUUGAUCCGGAUUCCGCGAGCGAGUCAAAAGCCACUCGUGUACUAACCGCAACGCUCAUGAAGUGAGGCAUGACUUGGAUCAUCAUACAUCAAGGUCGAUGUUCUCGAUGUGACUCUUACAACCGCCGACAUCGCAGUCUUGAAUUAACUUUUCUUGUACCAUCGAG
Messenger RNA from Rhodofomes roseus, 2281 nucleotides. RefSeq lists its product as uncharacterized. Lineage: Eukaryota; Fungi; Basidiomycota; Agaricomycetes; Polyporales; Fomitopsidaceae. The coding region runs from base 256 to 2115 and encodes 619 amino acids. The record is from RefSeq and is a predicted model, not a curated record. The transcript has 5 exons.